Messenger RNA from Didymodactylos carnosus, 936 nucleotides. The record is from the annotation of a GenBank genome assembly. NCBI's taxonomy places the organism in Eukaryota, Metazoa, Rotifera, Eurotatoria, Philodinida, Philodinidae.
AUGUCGGAUAUGAUACAAAAUGCACCAUUUGGUCAAUUAUUUCAACAUGAUAAAAUAGUUGUCGGCACUGGAGGAGGAAUGGGGACUUUAUUAAUCAGUAAACUACGUGAAGAAUAUUCAGAUCGUAUGAUUAUGAUAUUUUCGGUUGUACCAUCACCAAAAUUUAUUUAUAAUGUAGUUGAACCAUACAAUGCAACAUUCUCUGUCCUUCAAUUAGUUGAAAAUACAGAUGAAACGUUUUUAUUUGAUAAUGAAGCAUUGUAUGAUAUCUGUUUUCGUGCAUUGAACAUAACAACACCAAUAUAUGCCGAUUUAAAUCACUUGGUAUCAACAACAAUGAAUGGUGUAACAACAUGUCUCAGAUUUCCAGGUCAAUUAAAUACUGGUCUACGUAAAUUAGCUAUCAAUAUGGUUCCAUUUCCACAUCUACACUUCUUUAUGCCAGGUUUUGCACCAGUAAUAUCACGUGAAAGUCGACAGUAUCGUGCAUUAACUGUAUCAGAAUUGACACAAGGAAUGUUUGAUGAAAACAAUAUGAUGGCUGCAUGUGAUCCACGUCAUGGUCUUUAUUUAGCUGCAACAGCUAUAUUUCGUGGUCCGAUGUCAACGAAAGAAGUUGAUGAACAAAUGUUAGAUGUAAAAAAUAGAAAAUCAUCGUAUUUUGUUGAAUGGAUACCAGAUAAUGUUAAGACAGCUGUAUUUAAUACAGAACACACAGGCUUUCAAAUGUCAGCAACAUUGAUUGGUAAUUCAACUGCCAUUCAAGAAUUAUUUAAAAGUAUAUUAGAACAAUUUAAACCUAUGUUUCGGCGUAGAGCCUUUUUACAUUGGUAUACAGGUGCAGGUAUGGGAGAAAUGGAAUUUACACAGUGCGAAUCUGAUAUGAGUUCACUCAUAUCAGAAUAUCAACAACAUGAAGAUGCAACUGAAGAAUGA